CCGAUUGAGGUAAACUAGUCACGCUCGGGCUGUCAAGGCGAAAAUAAUGACAACCGUUGAAUUCGGAGGAGGUCCGAGCCUUCAUCAGAGGCGGGGGUUUACAGCCUUACGAGACGGUACACAUGUACCAGGGUACCGAGGAUAUUGCCCACAGAUAAAAUACCGGGUUGGAAAAACAUAUGGCACUGACACACAUGAACUGGCAAAGUCGACCCUCCAUGUCUACCCGUCCCAGUCAGUAACACCCGGAGAUGAACAGGUGCCCGUUAUCCAGCUACGCAACACAAUGCCAAAAUCCACUGGCGACAACAAAUACACAGAGUCCAUGGUCCCUGGUUAUACAGGGUAUAUUCCUAGAAUGACAUUCAAGUUUGGUGGCACAUACAAAACAGAAUGUGAUAACUGUAUAGAUGAGUACAUGACAAAUCGACAAAAUCACGAUUUACGGCAAGGUGAUUUGAGACGAUCUGUUACCAUGGUGCCUCGAUUGACUGCUGUAUCACAUGAUCCUACUGUAAAAGAAACAUUAGAUCGAUACAGAGAUACACAUCCCACAAGACCUAUGCUCAUGGAGGACAGACGGCCACUGACAGAGCCCCCAAUGCCUGGAUACAAUGGCUACAUUCCCCGCGUCAAGCCCACAGAGCUUGGCCUGGGUCACCGAUAUCAUGUUGCCUGUGAUAAUGGCUUCAGCCAGUUUGUACGGGAAACAGCGAAACAUGCUGAAAACACCAGCGGAACUUUGCCAAGGGCAUUAGAAAGGAUUCCGAGAGAACAGCUGAAGACAGCCCCUGCAGCCUACAACAGGAGACUGUACAAGCAUGACGGCAUGAUCCCAAAAUACACUGGCUACAUCCCACAUCGCAGAUUUAUAUUCGGAAAUACGUAUGGUGAUACCACACGAAGUCUGAGUGUAUGCGCGCACGAUGCACCUUCCUACGCAGAUUAUGUACAGCAAAAAUCGGGCAAUUGAAACAACAUCAGACUUUCCUCAGAACCAUAUUGGCAAAGAACGACAUUCUUUACUUGAACAGUAAUGCUACACGAUGAUAAGCUCAUCAACAGAGUUUAUCGAUGGGAUUUUUAGCCCCUCAGAAUUGCAGUGUUAGAGAAUUUUUCCUGUUCUUUCCUGUUUCGGUCAAAGAUGGUAAAAAUCAUUUGUUUAUAUAAGUAUAUACAUUAUAACUGACUGAUGCUGCCACCUAUCAUUUGCAUGUACGUAAAAUACAGAGGGGCUUUAAUAACAGGAAUGUUUAUUGUUAAGAAAGGGUGCAUACAAUUUUGUAUCCAUUCAUUAAUUUGUGUAAAUUUUAUUAACCAGCUUUGCGAUUAUUUUUCUUUAAUUUUGAGAACUUAUCACCU
Molecule: messenger RNA, 1362 nt
Organism: Mya arenaria
Lineage: Eukaryota; Metazoa; Mollusca; Bivalvia; Myida; Myidae
Exons: 8
Coding region: 47-973 (308 amino acids)
Source: RefSeq, a predicted model, not a curated record